This is a messenger RNA of Penicillium lagena, 879 nucleotides long. RefSeq names its product putative polyadenylation factor subunit CstF64. Gene Ontology annotation, molecular function: mRNA binding. The record is from RefSeq and is a predicted model, not a curated record. The transcript has 2 exons. Gene Ontology annotation, biological process: mRNA 3'-end processing. Gene Ontology annotation, cellular component: mRNA cleavage and polyadenylation specificity factor complex. Lineage: Eukaryota; Fungi; Ascomycota; Eurotiomycetes; Eurotiales; Aspergillaceae. The coding region runs from base 1 to 879 and encodes 292 amino acids.
AUGGCGCCCGACCGAACAGGGAAGAGUGUCUUCUUGGGAAAUAUCCCCUACAACCUCACCGAGGAACAAGUCAAGGACAUCCUGAGCACCGCUGGCAUCGUCACCAAGUUCCGCUUGAUGAUGAAUCCGGAAACCGGCAAGCCCAAAGGAUAUGGGUUUGCCGACUUCGCGGACGCCGAUGCUGCCGCGUCCGCCGUGCGCAAUUUGAACGACUACGAGAUCAUGGGCCGCAAGAUUCGCGUGGACUGGCCGCACAACAAUGAGAAGGACUCCAUGCCGCCGGACUACUCUGACCAAACGCAACCACAAUUUCAAGAUCCUGCGCCAGUACCGCAGCCGGUUCCCGGGUCGUCGCUGCUCCCACCCCUUCCUCCAGGUGUGGAACUGCCACCGCACCUCGACUGCCCCAACGCCAUCUCGCACACGCUCGCAUCCCUCCCUCCAAACCAACUCCUCGAUGUCCUUACACAAAUGAAGUCCCUCGCACAAACGGAUCCUGCCCGCGCAACGGAACUCCUGCGUCAAGCGCCCCAGCUCGCCUAUGCCAUCUUCCAGGCCCUGCUGCUCAUGAACCUGGUCGAGUACCAGCUCCUGGGCUCUAUCGUCGAGCAGGCCGCCCAGCCCGCUGCGGCCGCGCCUCCACCGCCCCAACAGCAGUUUCAGCAAUAUGGUGGCCAGAUUGGUACUCCGCCGGUUGCCGGAAGCCCCUUCGCUCCACCACCUUCGCAAGGUGCAGCGCAGGCUCAAAUCCCUAAUCAGGAAGAGCUUCUGCAACAAGUCCUCGGCAUGCCGCAGUCGGCUAUUGAUGCUCUGCCUCCUAUGGAACGCAGUCAGAUCAUGCUGCUGCGUCAGCAGCUCAUGCAGGGUGGUAUGCGGUAA